ACAUAGAAGAAAAGUAAAUGAACAUUGCACUGCUAAAUAAUUUAAAUACAUUCAUGGAUUAUUGAUCUCCAAACUGCUGGUACAAUACUUUUAUUUUAUUCCCUGAGCAAUCUGAACAGACACAAUUCCCCUCCAGUAAAACUGAGAGCAGAACUUCUCUGUAAUGUUGGACAUUAAAAUGAAGGAGGUGUGUCGGAUCUGCGCCCGCGAGCUCUGCGGUAAUCAGCGGCGAUGGAUCUUCCACCCGACCUCCAAACUCAACCUGCAGGUGCUGCUGUCCCACGCCCUGGGCAGAGAGCUGACCCGUGAUGGCCGGGGGGAGUUCGCCUGCUCCAAGUGUGCCUUCCUGCUGGACCGCAUGUACCGCUUCGACACGGUGAUCGCCCGCGUGGAGGCUCUGUCCCUGGAGCGCCUGCACAAGCUGCUGCUGGAGAAGGACCGGCUGAGACAGUGCAUAGGAGGCCUGUACUGGAAGAACAACACAGAGGACCAGACCCAUGAUCAGACUGGGAUAGGGAGAGGGAUAGGGCUGGAGAGUACUGGGGCUGGAGGGACAGAGGGUGGUGGGCGGUCUGAGGGUGACUCCCCUGUGGUGGACCUCUCAGCCCUGCAGGAGGCCAGGUACAGCUCCGUGCUUCAGGACGACCUGGCCUAUUCUGUGUACGAGUCCUGGGCUGAUCACGAGGACCAGCAGAGUCUGGCCCCGGAGCACCAGCACCACACCCAGCAUCAUCACCUUCACCGCUCCAGGCGGUGCAGAGGGUGUGCGGCUCUCCGUGUGGCCGACUCUGACUACGAGGCUGUGUGUAAGGUACCUCGGCAGUUAGGCAGGAGGACCACGUCAUGUGGACCCUCCAACUGCUACUCAGGCAGUGCCAUGGGGGGUGAGGAGACCUCCACAGGGUCAGAGUCCACGCCUGUCCCCCCCGAGUCCCCUCCCAUGGGGCCAGAGAGCGACAGGACCCUGUGCGAUGGGGACACAGAGAGGAUAACCCUCAGCCCGGGCUCAUCGGUAGAAUCUUUGGACACAGCCAUGGAUGUGGCUCAGCCCUGCGCCGCUCACCAAGUUGGGGAAGAGGAAGUGCAGAGAGAGGGAGGAGAGAAGGACCCAGGGAGGGAUCAGUGUAGGGACCCUCGUCUCCAGGGGGAUGAUGCCCCCAGGGAGGGGUCAGUCUCUGGGUUGACCAUGGAUCUGGCUCUAAGUCUAGUGAGGAUCUGGGAGUACAGACCUCUAAAUUCCCCUCAAGGCAGCAAGCUCCCUAUCCUGGUCAAACCCAAACUGGAGACGGGCCUCGCUGGUCUCCCCCUGUCCUUCAGGACCCCAGACUAUGACCUCUACUCCCACCCUGGUAUCCCAGAGCUGGUGACCCCCAGCAGUCAGCAGGAGCUGCAGACAGAGCUGUCAGUGAUGGAGGAGCAGUGGCUUGAUGACUAUGUGCAGUGUGGGCCCUUCCGCUUCCAGCAGGUAGCUAGCAGGACCACCACCAGCCCCUGGCUCUUAGAACAGAUACACUGGAACUAACAAGCCCAGAUAGAGGGGCUUGAAUUGGGGAGGAGAUGGGAUGGGUGUCUGUUGGCCUGGAAGGGUCGUGAUUCUACAGACAAUCAAACCAGUUUUCCCAUCAUUAUCCUAGCAACACGUCUGUAGCCAUGACAAUGGUUGCUAUAUAAACAGCGAUGCCCCGUGUUAGACAGGGUCUCCUCUGUUUAAUCCACCUCUAUAGCUUCCUUUGUCAUGUUAAUAAUUAGCUAGCCUCGUCUGUCAGGCUUACAGUGACUUGAUACAUGGCUAGGAAUGAGUGCACUGAUAUUCUAAAAUAAUGGCCACUUGAUAAGUAUGACUCAGGGAGUUUAGUGGGUUGGUUUUUCCACUGAAGGUUGAUUCACUGAAUUGAUUGAACAGCAUGUAAUCAUAAGAGCCCAGCUUGAGUCCUGGGUGUGUGUUAGUGUGUGUGUGUGUGUGUUCUACGCAUAUCCUAGGUGAUAGUCCAAAGAGCCCAUGGAGGAUUGGUUGAUCUUGGAAAUUAAAUGACAAGGAUAUUUUAGUUAUUUCACUAUCCCUGACCACUAGAGACUUUACAGACCAAAACAGCCCCUCACAAUCAUAAAGAUAGCUCUAAACAAAAAAUAAAUAAAUGCCACGCUGACGUGGAAACGGGGACUACUUUCUCAGGAAGUUAUAGUGCAGUGAACUGACCUCAUCUCUUUUCCACUCUCACACAGGGGCAUGGGAAGUGUGUGUGUGCAUGUGUGUGUACAUAUACGUGUGUUUUUUAUUUGUAUUAACCUGAACCUAUUUGUGUGUGUUGUGUUGUGUGUUAGAUGCUGCUAGAUGAGCAGCAAGGCCAGCUUUGUCAGUAUGAGACUGCUGCAGGUCAGUGUGAUACUGAGCUCCAGAAGGCCCAGCUGCAGAUCCACUCUCUACAGGCCAAGAUCAGAGAGAGCGAGGCCAGGAACCAGGUACCACUUCCCCCUCAGACUUUCACCAUUCCUCCUUCUGAAGCAGUUCCUAUUUUUACACUACUUGACCAUCAUAGCAUACAGUAGACAUGCAUCCAGGGUGGAUUAUUUGUUAAAUCUUAAGAAAAUAAACACUAAAUUUAACAUUUAAUUAGAAGGCCUGCUUAUACACUAUUUAUAAAAAAAAACUACAGUAUUAGAUUUUUAGCACUUCUCUGUGUUGUGUAGAAGCUGCAGAUGCGACUGGGGAACAUGGAGUGUGAGCUACGCUUGGUCAGAGAGGAGGCCCAGAAACAGGAACGAAACGCCCUCAACCUCGCUGAGACUGUCAACAGCAAGGAGACUGAGGUACAGAGGAAGAGAGGGAAGAGGGAGGGAGAGGGAAUGAAGGAGAGAGGCAAAAAGAGUGAGAGACAGACAAACAGAAAGAAAGAGAGAAAAUGAGAGACGAAGAGACUCUGGUAGGAGGGAGGGAGGUACACAAAGAAGAUCCAGAACAGCAGGGCACUUUACAAUGUAUUUUGUUCAACCAAUGAUGAACAAUAGGUGACUUUACUCAUGUCUUUUUUUGUGUUUCGUGUGUCUCCUUCUCAGUCAGCAGAGUUGUACCGGGUCAUAGAGGAGCAGAAUAACAUGCUGUGUUCUUUGAAAGAGCUGGCCAACAGAAACCAGCUCCAGACACUACAGGUCAGCCCUCCUCCGAACCGAACACACACCUCACACACACACUUCAUACUAAAGUCUUAGAACACUAAAAUGCUCUAAAAUCUACAGCUGACAUAACGACACCAUCAUUUACAGUUUGUGUAGCUAGGUGGGGUGGUGUUUGUCUAUCGUAGCCUUAGCUAGGUGGGGUGGUGUUAGUAGUCCCCUGUAGCUCAGUUGGUAGAGCAUGGCGCUUGCAACGCCAGGGUUGUGGGUUCGUUUCCCACGGGGGGCCAGUAUGAAAAUGUUUGCGCUCACUAACUGUAAGUCGCUCUGGAUAAGAGCGUCUGCUAAAUGACUAAAAUGUGUAGUGUGUCACAAUUUUAUCAAGAUGAUCAUUGAGAGUAAUAAGAGUUCAGCUUUCUCCAUCUCUAAUAGACCUUGUAUUAAUACACAAGCUUGAAUACCAUCCCUUGUAAUGUCCCACAGUGCUAGUAUAGAGAAAACACAGCUGACCCCAGCACACAGCACAUAGAGCUAUCUGUAUACGGCCUUCACUCUCUGGCUCUCUUCCACCCCCACCCUCCUCAUCUCCUCUCUCUCUACCCCAUCUCGGGUGCAGGUAUCUGGGGCAGAGUCAGUGCGAGGGCAGGGGGAGGUGUUGGCCCUCCAGUGCUCUCUGUUCCAGGCCCAGCUGGAGCUGCAGGCAGGCCAGAGGGCCCAGCGUAAAGCCACCAGGAGGGAGGAGGACCUCACCAGAGCCCUUUACCGCCUGGAGACAGACCUACAGGGAGCAAUGGAGCACAGACACAGUACUGAGCGACACAACCAGGUAGGGAGAGGUGUGGGGGGACGGUGUGUGUGUGUGUGUGUGUGUGUGUGUGUGGCGUAGCCUUGCAGUGCAUGCGUUUGCUUGUGUGUAAACAUUGUAUGAGACUGUGAUGCUACCUGUCUCCUCUAGGACUUGCAUCUGGCACUUGAGAAAGCUCGCUCAGAGCUGCAGCAGAGAGAUGAACAGCUGAAAGAGAGGAAGGGAGAGAGACGGAGAGAGGAGGAGGAGAGAGAGAAGAGCAUCAGAGAGCUGAGGACCUCACUACAGACCAAAGAGCAGCUGGUGCAGGUCAGACACACACACAUGCACACACACCCCACUCACACACCACCUCCGUCAUACACAGCCUUCCUAACACACUCUGUCCCUGUCUCUCAGGAGUACUCAGAGUUGUUGGACCAACAGCAGGAGCCCAGGGACAAGAGGGAUUCUCUCCUCACCAAACUGAAAGAUCGCAUCAAGGACAGGGACAGAGCACUGGAGGUGAGAGUCAUACUCUACGAGAGUUGAACCUCAGUGAAAACAUAUUACUUUAUAUAAGAGAAGUGGGCGAUUUUCCAUCAAACUCAUGAUACAGGACUGCAUGGGUUGCAUGGACAGCAGUGUCCUGCAUGGUGGUGAUUGACAGCGAUGUUCCAUUAGAGAUGAAUUCUAUUGUUCUAUUUCAUUAUGUUCCCUCCCAUCAGCGAGCGGUGGAUGAGAAGUUCCGCUGUGUGGAGGAGAAGGAGGGAGAGCAGCGUCGGCUACAGCUACUGCUCAGAGAGAAAGAGAGAGACCUGGAGAGACAACACUGUGUACUGUCCAACAACGAAGAGACCAUCACGGUACUGAUGAACACACACACGCGCGCACACACACACACACACACACUGGGUACUGAAUUCCUUCUAUCUUGCAUGUGUGUUAAAGAGUCUGGAGGUGCUGGUGCGGGGGAAGGGUUUGGAGCUGCAGCAGGUGUGUGAGGCGUGGAGGAGUGUACAGCGCCACCAUGAGGACAGUGAGGAGAGACACAGCCGCAGCCUGAGAGAGAGAGACACACUCAUUAGCCAGCUACAGAACGCUCUGCACACACGCACCAAGGAGGCUGAGGUAACAUGCCCUAAUUAAACACUUGCCACAGUAUGCACAUACUGUACACCAGCACAAAUCGAUUUUUGCUUAUCUGUGGCAAAAAUUGAAAAACUCUUGCUUCUUGAUUCUUCACACUAUUUACAAUUUCUCAUAUUCUCUCUCUCUGUCUGUCUCCUCGUCCUGGUGCAUCGCCUCCCUCCUCAGAGCGCUAUCGCAGCUCUUCAUAUCUCUCUCUCCCGGAUGUAGUCUCUCUCUCUCUCUCUUCUGACGAUCUCCACCCUCUAUACUACUCUCUCCUCAUCCCCUCUCUCUCUCUCUUCUCUCUCUAUCUCUCUCCUCACUUCUAGCUCUCUCUCCUCUCUUCUCUCUCUACUCCCCAUCUUCCCUCCAUCCCAGGACCUGCUGGGCCCUGCUAGAUAAGGUGUAAUGCAUCCACUGAGUGUGGGAGGAGUUGAAGGCUCGCCUCUCUCUGAAGGAGAAAUUGUUCCAGGAACUGCUGUCCGACCGCAGCCGUCAGUCCCAGGAGCACCACUCACAGGUCCAGGACCUGCUCAACACCAUCGGCACCAGAGACCAGUACAUCCAGGUAAUACAACCACACUGACCUGAGAGCUGUGGUUUGGUAUAGUCUGAGGGACUGAUUGGGUACAUAAAAGAGAGAGAGAGAGAGAGACAGAAUGAGAAAGAGAAAGAAAGAGCGAGAGAAUGAGAGAGAAUUCUGCCACAAAGAAGCUGUAUUGAGUCAGAUAUUUGAAUCCCCAAAAACCUCCAUCCUUUCCCUCCCUUUCCCUAUCCUCACUCUUCUCCCCCCCAAGGAAUCGGCAGGUCGUCUGGGUGAGGUGAUGAGUGAGCAGACUGUACGUCUCCAGGAGCUCCGCAGACAGCUAACCUCUGGCUCUCAGCUAGGCCUUCAGGGUCCAGACUUCCAGGGGACCAGCCAGGACCUCCGGGCCUUGCAGGAUGAGCUGCGUCUGGCCCUGAGGAGGGAGGGGGAGGCCCAGGCUGAACUCACAGCCCUCAGGACCCAGAGCACUGCCAGGCCAGCUGACAGGCAGGCAGAGUUUGGAGGUGGGCAUCAGAGGAGCAUGGGUCUCUGUCUGUAGUGGCACCUUUUUUGGGUGAUGAUGCUAACCAUAGUUAAGACUUCACAAUGUUAUUUAUAUAUUAGCUAAUAGUUUUUAAAUAUAUAUUUUUAGCUUUUUUGUAAAGCUUUGUGCAAUUCUACAUUUGUAUGUUUUAAUUGGGUUAUGUAUUAGAUUAUGUUUACAGCAGCUUAGGUAUUAAACACUUAUUUGAAUGUAUAACUAGUAGGCAAAGAAACAAAGAGGGAAGAUAUUGCUUAUGUUUACAUACAGUACAAGGGAUUUCUAACUUUGUAUGAUAGUGUCAAUAGAAUCAUAUGUUUAAGUUAUGUUAUGACUUUUAUUUAUACUAAUAAUAUGUGUGUGCCUUUGCAUGUUCAACGGCAUGAUCCAUGGUGGUUAUAUACCAUGUAAUGGUAUUGUGCAGUGGUGGAAAAAGUACUCAAUUCUCAUACUUUAGUAAAAGUAAAGAUACCUUAAUAGAAAAUUUGUAUGAAAAAUGUAUGCACUCACUAACUGUAAGUCGCUCUGGAUAAGAGCGUCUGCUAAAUGACUAAAAAAAGUAAAAGUGAAAGUCACCCAGUAAAAUACUACUUGAGUAAAAGUCUAAAAGUAUUUGGUUUUAAAUAUACUUAAGUAUCAAAAGUAAAAGUAUGAAUCAUGUAAAAUUCCUUAUAUUAAGCAAACCAGACGGCACAAUUUUCUUUUAUUUAUUUAUUUACCGAUAGACAGGGUCACACUCCAACACUCAGACAUAAUUUAAAAACAAAGCAUUUGUGUUUAGUGAGUCCACCAGAUCAGAGGCAGUAGGGAUGACCAUGGACGUUCUCUUGAUAAGUGUGCGAAUUGGACCAUUUUCUGUCCUGCUAAGCAUUCAAAAUGUAAUGAGUACUUUUGGGUGUCAGGGGAAAAUGUAUGGAGUAAAAAGUACAUACUUUUCUUUAGGAAUGUAGUGAAGUAAAAGUAAAAGUUGUCAAAAAUAUAAAUAGUAAAGUAAAGUACAGAUACCCAAAUUAACUACUUAAGUAGUACUUUAAAGUAUUUUUACUCAAGCACUUUACACCACUGGUAUUUCAUGUUGAUAUACCAAUCUCUGCAACUCAGAUUUGUAUAGAAUAUCUAAUAAUGACUGCUGUCUGAAAUGUGCACUUCAAGUUGAUUAGAAGUGAUGUUUGCUUUUGCCAGAGUACAGUACAUUUCAACAACCAUGACAUUUAUUGUUUGGUUAUCUCUAUAAACCAUUGUCUGAUUGCCACACUAUAAGGACCACAGUAUACAGUAAGUUGUGUAUGACUUUGUUAUCUGACCUUGGGAAUCCUCCUCAUCUCUUCGACUAGAGGUAUGUCAAAUAUUCAUCCUUUCUCCCAGAGACAUUACCCAGCAUGUGUGUCUGAAAGAGAAACCAUCUGAUCUGAUAACAUGGCAGAAGCUGCUUUGCUACAGUCUUUACCAUCUGUCACAAGUACUGUAACAUCAUUAUCAAUAGAGCACAAACCUUGUGUUGAGCUUAAUAAACAAACCUUGUGUUAUAUUGUUGGGUUGAUAUGGUGUUUAUGGUGUUCUUGGCUCAACUGUCCCUCGCUCCCUCCUCACCUCCCUCCCUGACUUCCUGCAUAAACAUAGUCCACAUGAGUUGUUCAUAAACUUAUAUAUAUCCAGUUACAUUAAGAUGAAUCUGUUAAUACACCUGAUUCUCUCCACUCUCAAACCUGUCACAGUUGAUUCUACUCAGAGUAAUAGUAGUAUUUGUAGAUAAAAGGUAUGAAACCCACCUAGACAUACAGUGUGGAUGCAUGACUGCAUGAGCAUAUAACCAUAUAUACAAAAUCCCCCCAAUUUUUUACAUUUAGCAGACGCUCUUAUCCAGAGCGACUUACAGGAACAAUUAGGAUUAAGUGCCUUGCUCAAGGGCACAUCGACAGAUUUUUCACCUAGUCGGCUCGGGGAUUAGAACCAGUGACCUUUCAGUUACUGGCACUACGCUCUUAACCACUCCCGCCCAAUUUCAACAGUAAAAUGCUCCAAUUGCAUUAGUCUAUUUGAUGGUUUGAAGGGCCAUGUACAUUACAUAGAAACAAGGGAAGACUUUCAUUUUGCAUGUUUACAUGUCAAUUAGAUUUCCCUAAUCACAUUUAUCUGUGAAAAGAGAAUAUUGUAUCACUAAAGCCUGUAUCGCUUAAGUCUCUAUCACUCACUCGGCUGUCUGACAGUACAAGAUUACAGCCAGCUAGUGCUUAGCCAUGCUUUUGAAUGAGCUUCUAUUUGAAUAGAGUAUAUUCCUGAAAUCCAACACUAAACAGAUUACAUAGAGGUCAAGACAAAAUGAUGGACUCUUAUUAUAUUACCCCAAAGAUGCCUUAUCCUUUUUAGAAUGUGCAUUCUGCACUGUUUGUAAAACUACUCCAAUAGCCUUACAUUAAACAUUUAGAAUCCUCUCCUCCUAGCCCUCUAGUCUGCGAUACCUUACCCUGUUACUCCACAGAGCUGUGUCUGUAGGUUUGUAUUUACUGUAAGCGGUUAAAGUAUCUGCUCUUACUGUAUACUGACAGUAUAUCUUACAGUUUACCUUACAGUAUAUCUUCCCGUACAGUAGUAUAUCCCAGUACAGUGAGAUAGAUUCCCUCAGAGGAAAUGUGGGUCUAUUUGAAGAUUCUCUUCCAGUCAUUACUGAGAGGUGGGAGAGGUUUAAAGGGUGACCACCACCAUUACUGAAUGUAAGAAGCAUCUUUUGUCGAUGCGUUCACGUCAGUUUGCUUUUUGGUGGAAAGGCUUUGACAUACAGAAAGGCCAGGAUUGGGGUAGGCUAUGUACAGUAUUAAAAAAAAAAUGGUUGUUGAAUUGUACUCUGGCAAAAGUAAGAAGUGUCAAGGAUUUGUAUGUUUUGAUCGAUCUGUUGCCACAAAUGCAGUACUCUACGUCAGUGUGACAUUUUCUUUUAAGGCUUUUCUUUUCAGAACUUGUGUGUAUGUGUCCAUGUUUAUGCUUAUGUUUCAACUAAGAACUGCAUUCUGUGGUCUCGGUUCUCUUUCUAGAAUUCAGCUCAGAGGACGAUUAUGAUGAAGAUCUCAACAGUAACUAUGCAGACAGCAUGGAGGAAGAGGACUCCAAACUGACAGCUCGAACCCUAGCCACCAUGCAGGUAGGCCAUGUACUGUACCUAUAAUAUUGAAAUAGUGGUAGAUUAUUUUGUCUUAAUCAUGUCACAUUGAAUCUUUCCUAACCACCACUCAUAUUUUAGUUAUCAACCUGGGUGAUCCAAACACACUGUGGCGAUUUUUGCAUGAUUUGGGCACACUCGGUUCUCGCUAUCGGAUCUCUCUAUCUCAGAGCGAUCGAUAGAGCUCUCUAGCUAUCGACGGUAUCUACGCUAGCUCUAUCUCUAGCGAUAGAUGCUCUAUCUCUCUAUCUCUCUCUCUAUCUCUCUCUAUCUCUCUAGCUCUCUCUCUCUGCUCUCUGCUUCUCUAGAUAUUCGAUCUCUCUCUCUCUCUCUCUCUCCAUCUCCUCCAAUCAGCACUCUGGAGGACUUGGGAAGGGGAAGCUAUCCCAGGAGGCAGUGGGAGAGGCCCAGGGGCUGGUGGAGGUGAAACAGCUGGUGCAACAGAAGAGGGUGGUGGAGAGAGAGCUGCAGGAGCUCAAGGCUCAGCUGGAGAAGGCCGGCUUCUCCUCCCUGUCCAGGAUGAGGUAACACACGCUGACUGCAUACAUGUUAUUAUGAAACAUGAUAUAUACACACUAUACACUGAGUGUAUAAAACAUUAAGGGCACCUUGCCAAUAUUGAGUUGCACCACCCCGUUUGUCCUCAGAACAGCCUCAAUUCGUCAGGGCAUAGACGCUACAAGGUGUCGACAGCGUUCCACAGGGAUGCUGGCCCAUGUUGACUCCAUUGCUUCCCACAGUUGUGCCAAGUUGGCUCGAUGUCCUUUGGGUGGUGGACCAUUCUUGAUACACACGGGAAACUGUUGAGAGUGAAAAACCCAGCAGCAUUGCAGUUCUUGACACAAGCUGGUGCGCCUGGCACCUACUACCAUAUCCCGUUCAAAGGCACUUAAAUCUUUUGUCUUGCCCAUUCACCCUCUGAAUGGCACACAUACAAAAAUCCUUCUUUAACCUGUCUCCUCCCCUUCAUCCACACUGAUUGAAGUGGAUUUAACAAGUGACAUCAAUAGGGAUCAUAGCUUUCACCUGGAUUCACCUGGUCAGUCUAUGUCAUGGAAAGAGCAGGUGUCCUUAAUGUUUUGUACACUCAGUGUAUAUAUGAAUGAAAGUGAAUGAGAUUAACCAGAUGAAAAUAAUGAAAAUAUUGACUCAGCCUAAAUACAUUUAGACUAACAACUAUUUUUGUAUUUUUUGACAAUUACAGUGGUGUACAUACGGAGGUCCAGCUUAUAGAUUGACAAACGCCUGUGGUUUUCACCCUGGCUUGAGCAGUGGAUAUGAGAGGUGUUAGUUGAGAUGUGUCUGUGUUCUCUCUCACACAGGAAAGCCCUCUUCAGCCUACGCAUGGAGAACGUGGAGCUGAAGUCUCACCAGACAGAGAGACAGUCAGAGACAGACCCCAGCGAUGAACAGAGAUUCCUGGAAGAAGAGGAGGAUGAAGAAGAGCUGGAUGUGGAGGAGGAGGAAGAGGAGCUGUGUGAGGUUGAUCUAUCUGAUGGCUGGGAUGAGCACUGUGCCCCCAGGCCCACCUUGAGAGACCCUGGCCUGGGGAUGAGACCCUGCACUAGGCCUGUCUCUCUGGACCUGGGAGCCCUGCUGUCCCACUCCACACAGGAAGGGGAAGACAUCACACCAAAUUAUACUCUAAUAACGCGUGCUACCGUAUGUAUGGUAGGUCAACUGUGAGAGGCCCAUAGACUGAUUACCUCAAGGAAGGAAUAUCAUUCUAAAUAUUUAAACAAGCCUGAAAUGAAUCUCUGGAUCUCUAUGGACACAACACUGACAUUACUCUGGUCCUGUGUUGCAGGAUGAUGAUGAGGGGGACGCAGGAGGAGGAGAAGCUGGAGGCAGGAAGCAGAGCCCCACAGAAACAGUGAUGGUUGAGAAUGCUGUGUGGCUCCGGCUGGAGAGCGAGGAGUUGCAGGAGAGACUCAUGGUGUCUGAGGCCACUGUGGAGGCUCAGGCUGAACAGCUCAAAGACUACAGAGACCUACUGAGUGAGUCAAUACACCCUCACCAGAUAAACACACACAUGCACAUAUGCACACACACUGUCUGUCUAUCACACAUACGGUAAUAUGCUACAUGCAUGAACUAUUCUAAUGUAUCAUUCUCUCUCUCUCUCUCUCUCUCUCUCUCUCUCUCUCUCUCUCUCUCUCUCUCUCUCUCUCUCUCUCUCUCUCUCUCUCUCUCUCGCUCGCUCUCUCUUUCUUUCUCUUUCUCUGUCUUUCUGUAGCGGAGACGUCUGUGCAGCAGGACAGUAAGCAGGUCCAGGUGGAUCUACAGGACAUGGGCUAUGAGACGUGUGGUCGCAGUGAGAAUGAAGCUGAGAGGGAGGAGACCAGCAGCCCAGGUACUUACUGUUACUAUUGACACUACAAAUAUCAGCAGGUCAUUCUUUACACUAAAGUACUGCUGUACUCUGCAAUACUUGAGGGUUAUUGGGAGAUUGAAACAAUCUACUAUGGUUUAGUAAAGCCACAAGAGGGCAGUACUGUAUAUCAGUUGUCUAAUCCACGUCCCCUCCCUUUCUGUUCCCCGCAGAGUUUGACGAUCUGGAGAUGUGCACGUCUCUGGAGUGCGGCGGCUCCCAGUGGUGGUCAGGCGUUGUGCAUCCUGGGAAGGCCAGUCCUCCAACAUCAACCUCCGAGGCUGAUGACUUCACAUCUCUCCAGCGAUUGGUUGAGGAUCUGCGCUCGCAGCUCUCCCGCUCCCAGAUGGUGAUCCGGAGCCUCCAGGGCCGCCUGCGCUCCCUCUCCACCUCCAGCGACCCCUUCGGCCCCUCCACCCCCCGCAAGGUCAGCUGGGCCUUCCAGUUCCAGUCCUCGCCCUCCCAGAGCGGCCUGGAUGAGGACGAGGGCUGGGAGUCGUCUGGUGGGGGUCUAGGGCCCAAACCCGACAAGGACCUCCAGGAGCUGGUGUCUCGCGUGGGAGCCCUGGAGGACCAGCUGAGGAGGGGCAAAGGGACCCCAGCAGGGACUCCAGGGCUCCCUGCAGAGGGAAAGGCUGCCACCUGGCCUGGUCCUGGGUAGGUAGUGCCACCACUAACCCUGGUCCACAUGUUAGAAUGUAUGCAGUGUACAGUUAUCACAGCAGUGUACAGAGUAUCACAGCAGAUUAAUUUACAGUAAACACAGUAUAUGUGGCCCAUGCUGGAAUGGAAUCCACAAUCCUAGAAACAUGCUCAAAUCCACUGACCUAUGGGAACCAGUUUGUUUCAUAUUGACACUUGCUUCUUCAUCUGUCUGUCUCAUAUUGACUCUUCCUUCUACCUCUGUCUCCUUGCAGGAAGUUUGAUACCCUAAUACAGGCGCAGGCCCGUGAGCUGUCGCACCUGCGCCAGAGGACGCGAGAGGGGCAUGGCGUUUGCCACAUCCUGACCCAGCACCUGGGCGACACCACCAAGGCCUUCGAGGAACUGCUGCGUGCCAACGACAUCGACUACUACAUGGGCCAGAGCUUCAGAGAACAGCUGGCACAGAGCAGCGCCCUGGCACAGAGAGUCAGCACCAAGAUCAGGGGACGUGAGUGGAGAGGAGACCAGACAUUUAGACACAGAAGAUAUCCACCAUUGCACACAAAUAGCACUUACUGUACACAAAAACACACAAUUAUACACAAUUACAUGUGGGGCUGGCAAAAUGAUCGUAUAAUCACGUAACCUAUAAUUAUGGACAAUAACUUUGAUCUUAUUUGAUUUGGCCAUUAACAAAAAAUGUGUUGCGUCAAAAUCAUCUUAAUACAUUAAUUUUAGGAGAAGGGGGGUUUUAACUUCAUCUGCAAGUCGAUAUAGUUUUCCCAAUAGCAGUUUUAUAUUUUUACAUGAAGUGGGUAAAGUUUGUAAUCAUUUUAUGAGCAAAACGGCACGGUCGGGAGCAGAAAGUUCAUUUCUAAAAGUUGCAAGCGGUCAAAUCCAUUUGUUUUUAAGACAGGGGUGUCACCAAAGCUAUGUUUUAUUCAUUAGGUAUGUCAUAUUUAGUUUUCAAAGUUGCCUUAUGAUGCAUUACAAGCUCAAAACAUUUUUCAUCAAAAUUGACAAUUAUAACAAUAACCGUGGCCAUUUGCAAGACAUUUAAUCCUUACCCAAAAUGACAUAAUCGUUACAGCCCUAAUUACACGAUACACAUGAGAUAACGGCUAGCUAAUAUGCUCAAUCUUCAAUAUCUUUUAACUUUACAACAGACAUUUGCAAACACAAUUUAUCAGUCAUGUCCAGUCAUGCCCAACAAGAGAUAGCAUGAGUGUGUGUAUUGUCCAUAUAUAAAGUGCUAAUGUCUCUCUUCAGGGGAUCAUCCAGAGAUUCCUGAUGACAAGACUGGCACAGAGCUGCUCGCCAUACGGUAUGCGUCUGCCAAUUUGCAUAUGUGUGUGUUUGCAACAGUAUGACAUCAAUGCAACAGUAUUUCAUCAGUAUCAGUGUCAUCUCUGGUUGGUAUUGUUGGUAACUGUUCUGUAAAGCAAUAGAUCUUGGCAGUUGGAAAAUAUUGAUUGUUGUUUGGGGGCCUGUGUGUCCUCCACUGGGGUUAUCUCUCUCUGGUUUGUCACUUGAUCAGUGAUCCACACAGACAAUCAAUUAGUCUGAUUAACUCACUGGCAGACCAGCACACUGGACAGUUGGCUGUGACGAUCAUCAGAGAUCGAGAUCAAUCAGUUGCUCAUGUCGCUGACGACAUCGGAUCUCAAUCCAAUACACCACUGUGAUUGUUGUUGUUGGGGUGUACUCUCUUUGAGAACUACUGAAAGACAGAUCUCUCCAUUUCCUUAUUUUCCUUUCCUAAGUCUAUUUUCGUUCACUCACUUGCCAAUCAUCUUUGCCCUCUCUCUUUCUCACCCUCUCUAAUCCCCUCGCCCUCAUGCUGGUAGUGUGGCUGGUUUUAUAGCGUUAGCCACAUUAGCAUUAAGGCUAACAUGUUGAGUCAGGGCCAUGUGACGUCACCACUGCUAACCAGCCCCAUGGUGACAGUCAUUGGAGAGGAGCGUUGUGAUUGGAUGAACCCACUGCCCUUCCUCCGCCUCCCUCUGAUGAUUGUGGCAGCAGCCUCAGACCGCCACUUGGGGGAUUUGGUUGCUGAGAUGGCAUCCUUUUUUUCUUCCCAUCAUGCCUCUGUGUGUGUGUGUGUGUGUGUGUGUGGUGUGUGUGUGUGUGUGUGUGUGUGUGUGUGUGUGUGAGCGAGAGAGAAAGUGGGCAUUAGCCAGUCAACCAGGCUGCAGUGGUGUGGGCAUGCGGACAAGACUCACACUGUCUUGUGUUUGGGUUCAGACUCAGAAAAGGAGGGGAGAGGAGUGUGUGAGUAUGAGAGAGGGAGAGAGACAUAAGCACAACGAACAGAACCUGACAAACAUUGUAUUCCUGUGUCAGCUUGUACGGUACUGUAACCUUUUUGAUCUCUUCAUCUCAUCGCGUGACGUGGUCCUCAUAGUCGACUGGUGCUGAAUAACCUCUGAAUAACUACAAUGACUGUCCUCGUUUGUGGGGUCAUGCUGUGCGACCAGGGGCCUGUGGGGUCAGCCUGUCCGCUGGAUGGCCCUGGGAUCUGGGUGCAGGUAGACAGAGACUUACGGACCAGAGCAGAACAUUCGAGCACAGCAAGCUGCUAGCUAUCUCUAUUGCUAAAAGAACAGUCUCUCUUUCCUCUUCUGAAGCAGUGGCACAGGCUGCAUCUGAGAUGACACUAUGUCCUAUUCCUUAUACUGCACUACCUUUGACUUACAAGCACUACAUAAGUGCACUAUAGGGAUUAGGAUGUCAUUUCAUGUCAGGUCAGAUGCAUCCAUGGCCGAAUAGCUCCCAGGCCCAGACCAGCAUAGAAACCCACCUCUGUGCCAUGCAAGGGUGUUGGGGAAGUAUACAAUAAACACACAGUAGCAGUAACUCUGUCCCAGCUCUCCUCUCUUUCUUCCCUUUCGCUCGGCUAGAGCUCUUCUCUCAUUUAAGGCAAAAAUGGGGAGAUUCUGAUUUAGAGGACUACUUUCCCCUAGAGUUGAUGUGUCCUUAUAGGGUUGAGAGUAGGGUCAGGCAUUGCAUUGUGGGUAAUUAUAGGUGCCUCUCCCUCUCUCUCUCUCUUAUAAAAGGGAGAGGAUGGAGAGAGAGAGAGAGGCAGGGCUAGGGGAUAUAACCCUGCAGUACUGCCACACAGAUGGCCAACCAGAUGCGGAGGACUUAAAUGUGUUUUAGUGCCAUUCGACUCAUUUAGGACAAGCCCUUAAUUGAGUGAGUAAAAAGAGGGGAUUUGUAUUGAUUUGAUUCCCUUGCAUGUGCCUUCUCGCGGGAGGGAACUGAAAUAGGUCAGGAUCAGCUAAAUCUACAGAGAGAGGGAGAGAGAGGGAGAUAGAGAGAGAGAGAGAGAGAGACGCAGAUUGAAACAGAGAGAGGGAGCGAGCGAGAGCGUCACUUUGCCCCACAGCUAGCAAGAGAAGAGCAAAGCCUAGUGUAGAGCAUGAUCCAGCACAGGCUCAGCAUGUCCAUUUCUAAAACUACAGGAGCACUACGGAGAAUCAGGGCUCUAUUACUAUUAUGUGCAAUGGUGGAUUCUCUGAAUACUGCAUUUGAUUCAUACUAAGCCCUGGGACUUUUUAAAAGGGGACGCAUUGACUACAGUACCUGGAAUUCUACUUUGGAUCUUCAUCUUGUGCUUUUAGUGGAUUUUAGACAAAUGUUUUGUUCCUUUUUUGAAGUAUACAACCUCUUCAAAUAUCCAGUUUGAGGUAAAAUGUAAUAAACAAUCAUUUUUGGGGGAAGGAACAGAUGUUCCCCUCACACUGCAAUACCUGCAGACAGAGAGGCUUAGAAGAACAGCAUUUGACAAAGGGCCGGAUAGGAACUGUUUUUUUGGGCCAGCGCUGCAGUGUGGGGUUUACAACACACAGAAGGCUGACUAGGGUUAUCUGACUCUUUGUGUUUGACCAUUCAGCCCCGGAUACACCCGCCUAACAUCCCACUCUGCUCUCUCCGUCUCUGGAAAAACACCACUCUCUCCGGUCGCUCUGUGUUGUGUUUGGCUGGUGGUGGGAAAAGAGGGAAAAGACAGCGGUUUCCUUGAACGCAGGAUCGGAUGCUCUCUCUUCUUCCCAGAGGGACACUGAGAGAAAGAGGGAGACAGAGCUAUUGCUGUCCUCAGGCAGUGAGUGACUGAGUCACAGCGCAAUGUGAAUAACUCUCCUCCAUGCUGUACCAAAACACCAGUGCUUCUUUAAAGCAAAUAUAACCGGCGUCAUUGUGCUAGCUAAGCAUACAUCGCUGCCUCCCUGAACUUGCCUCUGACUGGGCUUGAACCAAGGUCCUCUACCUCACCAACAGGAUCCAAUUCAAUUGCACCAUUGAAAGACCUCUUGUUUAAAGAGGGGGAAAUGCCACCUGAUCUAAGUUACUGCACAGCAGAUUUGGGAUUUGUGGGACAUUGUUAGGCUUGUCUGUACUGGACUGGCCUGGGUCAGGUGCUGCUUACGAGACUGCACUAGUCACAGUCACAGCCCCCACACACAUUUGCGCAUCCAUAUCCUCAUUCUGUGUGUGUGUGUGUGUGUGUGUGAUGUGUGGCGGCAGUGGAGACAGCCAGCAGAUCGGCCUACUCCCCUGGACGUCUCUGUCUCUAGGCCAAAUCUGGGGAUUUACUCUGCUUUUCACCUGAUUGCUCACGACCAGUCAUCCCACUAUCCCUGCCUCCAUCCCUCCCUCUAGCCCGUUCCCCCUCUCCUAACCUACGUAACACUCCGGAGAUCACGUCCUUGGCAGUAAGCUAUUUACCGUGGGGACCCAGCUGAGAGGUGUUGCCACGGCUACGACCCCUCACGACGAGGACUAGGACAACGACUGUCACACUAGUUUGGAGGAGGAGGAGGAGGAGGAGGAGCAGAGAGGCCAGGAUAGCGGCUCUCUAGCCCAGGGAGGAGGGACUUUGGUGGGGCAGGCUGGCCAGUUGAGCAGGGGGCCCGAGCCCAUGGCUCCACUCUGGAAGGCCAUGCUGUCUAAGAGCAGCCCUCUGUACAGAGACUCUCUGUUCUCCUUCUCUCUGUGGGAGAGCCGGGCCCAGGAGAGAGAACUGGCCCUGUACAGAAAACACACUGAAAGAGAGAGAAGGGCCCUGCACUGGCAGCUGGAGAAGUAAGAAUCCUACAUUUAUUGUUUGAGUAACGUUAGAGUGAUAGUAAUCGUUAACUGUGUACUAUACAGUAAGUCCUUCAGAUGAGAGGCCAGUGCUGGACUGCAAACAGAUGGGAUACACUACACAAGUCCGCUGUGUGUGUGUGUGUGUGUGUGUGUGUGUGUGUGUUUGUGUGUUUGUGUGUUUGUGUGUGUGUGUGUGUGUGUGUGUGUUGUGUGUGUGUGUGUGUGUGUGUGUGUGUGUGUGUGUGUGUGUGUGUGUGUGUGUGUGUGUGUGUGUGUGUGUGUGUGUGUGUGUGUGUGUGUGUGUGUGUGUGUGCUUGUGUGUGUGUAGAGGGAUCAGCCUGGCACUGGUUUAGAUUGGUGAGCUGAGGUGACCUUCACACUGCCAACAGGAUGCUGCUAUCAAUUAAUUAAUUCAGCUGAGGGGGAACUGUGUGUUAGUGUCAGUCUUUCUUUUUUUAACCCACUGUGAAUAUUUCUUAUUUUUCUAUAUUACUCUGUAAUAUGUGUUUUAUUUAUUUUGUGUGGUUUUGUCUUGUCCUGUUCACUGUUGCAAUAUUAUGCCUCUUGGCCAGGUUGUUAUUGUAAAUGAAAAUUGGUUCUCAAUUGACUUAUCUGGUUAAAUAAAGGUGAAAUCGAUAUAAAAUAAAUAAGACCUUGAGUGAGCUGAUAUCAGCCUGUGUCUGUGUUGAUCGCAGUUUGUCUCUCUGUGGGCAGUAAGGUGCUUCAGCUUCAGGGAGGAUAGGAUCACCAAGCAUCUUUCUUUGUCUGUACAGGGCAGGACAGUAGGGUGACUAGGACAGGACAGGACAGCUAAUGGCUUAAUCAUGCUUUGAUUGUCCCUCUGUCACUAGAGAGCAGAUGUAUGGCCAUAUGUGGGCAAGGACAAGAUCACUGAGUGUCUCCCUAUAUGUUUGUGUGUGUGUACAGGCUGAGUAAGGAGCUACAACAGAAGGAUAAGUUCAUUGAGUCUCUCCAUGCCAAACUCAACCAGCACCAGCCACGUUCUGACACACCCUGCAGUAGCCAUGCCCUCUCUGACACCACGGACCAAUCAGACCACAUCUCAUUCGUGUCUGAUGAGCACGGGCUCCACCAAUGAGGACCUGGAGCUGUGCUCAGACAUAGACGCAGCCAGCGAGUAUGGACCAGGAGGACAGACGUGCCUCCACUAGAGCUAGUACAGGUACAGGGAAUAAUAGACACACGCAGACACACAAAUGACUGCCCAUCCAUAUUUCUAAUGCCCAGCAGUGCACAACUUAACUGUCUUAUUUUCAUUCAUCAUCUCUCAGAUUCUCACUGCAACAGUGUACCCAUGUCACACCACCCCUCCACCCCUCCAUCCACCACUUCAUCCCACGGACACCAGUCCUCCAUCAGCUGUCCAAGCAUGCAGCUGUCAGGGGACACACAGACACAGACAGGUAGGCAGAGAGACAGGAAGAGAGAGGAGUGGAAGUGACUGUAUUAUUCAUUGUGUCCACAUACUGUACUUGAUCAUGUCCAGCCAUUGUGAAGUGUUUUCGUCCCUCAUACCUCUCCCGGUCCCACCCCUCUUUCUGUAACCCUGUCAUCUCUUCUUCUCUCUGUCCUCUCCUUUCUCUCCAUUCUCAUCUGUAUUUCUCCUCCGUACCUCCAGCCCUCUACAGUGGGCCAGUGUCCAGUUCCCUCCCCACCCCUCCCCAGCCCCCCAUCCCCAACCCCAGCCCCUCUACCACCCAGACCUCUCCUCUCAGAGAGCCCCUCUGCCCUUUGACCCCCACACGGGCAACCUGCGACCCCGUUACCAUGGCAGCGGGCCCGGGGGCUUCUCCCUGGCAGAGGUUCACCAGGAGCUGCAGAUGUUACAGAGGCAGCUGGGAGAUACUGAGCGUGCGUCACUCUGCCUGCACUUUAUGUGUGUGCCUGUGUGUGUGUGUGUGCGUGUAGCAUGGUGUGGCUACAUUUGUCACGCUUUGAACACAUCAUGUAAUUACAUGAGGUUAUAAGCUCUAAAAUUGACUUUUUAACUGUUGUAUUACAGUAAUAGUGUAAUUUGGUUUUCAUUGAUAAACUUGGUGUACAGAAAGUGAGUUUCACAUUCAAAGCUCUAAACUCAUGGCAGUAAUGUAAGAUGGAGAGAAGAGAUGGAGGAGAGGGAGGGAUGAGGGGGUUCCAAGUGUAAUUGAGCAAGUUGAUGUGAUGUAGUCCAACUCAUGGCUUUGAGCUAACUGAUCAUACCCCCCCCCCCCCCCACUACUCCUGAUUCCCCACAACCUAACUCUCCACCAUCCAAACAUCCCAACACAGGAGGCUUUGAUAGUGUUCUGACUCUCUCUGAGUUAUCUAUCUCACAACAAGCUGCCUGGCCAACCUUUUUAUUCAUGCUUGGGCUUUUCUGUCUUUCUUACUGCAGGUUUUUCAGUUCCUUCAGCCAAGCCAUUUGUUGGCUUCCCCAUGUUGGCCCACCCCAAGGCAGAUCCCUCCAGUUACCUGCCACAGCCUCUGUCCUACCACACCUUCCACCCAUCUCCUCUCAGUGGCCCCAUGAAGGCAGGCGCCAGUCUCCUGGAGAGCAGUGCAAUGUGGGACAUGGCUUACGGUGCUCAGCCAAUUAGAAUUGGCGCUGCUGAUUUGUCAUCAGGGUCGUCAGGAUACCAGUCUGGCACCAGCCAUACAGGUGUGUGUUUAUCUGAGUUUUAAUGUAAACGUGUGUGUGCGUGUGUGUGUGCGUGUGUGUGAGUGUGUGUGUGUACUUGUUUUCCUACAUUAUCAGGACCCCAAUGGUCUAACAAUUCACCCGAAUGUCCUGAAAGGGUCGGAAAAACAAUAACUUUUUUGAAGUCAGGAUGUUUUUUGGGUCCUGAAUUAGUUAAAAUGCUAUUUUAAGGUUAAGGUUUUGGGGUUUUGGGUUAAGGUUAGGUUUAGGGUUUUUGGGGUUAAGGCUGGGGUUAGGUUAAGGGUUAGGUUUAGGGUUAGGGAAAAUAAAAACAUUUAUGGUCACAUUUCUUUACACUCAUUAAAGUCCUGAAAUUUCACAAAAACAAAGCUGUGUGUGUGUGUGUGUGUGUUUAUGGAUAUGUUUUUUGGAUGCCCGUUUAAUAAAUAAAUAAUUGUGUUAUAUAUUCUAUACAAAACAUUUUAUGUUGUGAAAUGUAAACAGCAUUUUGAUGUGUGGUUUGGUGCAGGUUCUGACCUGAUGAAGGAGCACCUGAGGGAGAUCAGGAGUCUACGUCAACGCCUGGAGGAUUCCAUCCAGACCAAUGAGCGCCUCCGACAGCAGCUGGAGGAGAGACCGGUCAACCAAGCCAGAGACAAAGGUACCAGACCACCAACACACCGUUACUCAGACCAUGUCCAUAUUAUUUCUACAUCCAACUUUUCAGUCACUAGCGAAAUGUCUUGUCUCUCCUCAUCCAGUUCUCUUCCUCUUCCUCCUCAGGUGCCCCCACCAACAUCUACAUCCAGGGCUUGGACUCUGUCAGCCAGCUUCCCGGUGAGAUCAGAGCUCUGAAAGAGGAGAACCUCAGCCUGCAGGCCCGACUCCAACAAGCCAGCAGAGGUAACUAACCGCAUGGCUCCUAGUACUCUCAAUACUCCCCAAUAUACUCUUAAUACACAAAAAUACUCUCAAUACUCUUACACAGUGAGAGAGUUCAAUUAAGCUGAACCGCGGUGAGGGAGGAGCGCCCUUCUCAAAUCGAACAGUAAUCUGCGCCGCUCGGUCAUGUUGUCAACAAGGUAGCAUGAUGCAUCGUUCAGAAACAAACAACAUAUAUUUUCCAUAAAAUAUAUGUUUGAAUUUUCCAAGUAGUUUUCAUUGGGAAGGUAGAUUAAGCGUUUUUAUCAAAAGCAAUCCUACUCAUCACUCCACGUGCUGAACCUACGUCACUUUUGUUUUAAGGCAACUUUUGUUUAAGUCUAAACGGGGCACCUGCACUCUCAGAAAUAAAGGUUUAGAUUUGUUCUUAAAGGGUUACAAAACACUUGUCACUGUAGUCUACCCUGUAAGGUACGUCCUUUGUACCUUUUGUUAAAGGUACAUAAUUGUACUCUUGCAGUUCAGUUCAUAGCUUAAAUCAUGCGAUAAUGGCGCCGGAGAAGAUGGCUGCCAUUUUACAGCCCUCUAACCAAUUCUACUAUUAUGUGUGUUUUUUGGCAUUAUUUGUAAUUUAUUCUGUACAUAAUGUUUCUGCCACAAUCUGUUAUGACCAGAAAGAGCUUCUGGAUAUCAGGACAGUGAUUACUCACCUCGUAUUGGACAAAGAUUUUUUCUUCAACGAGUCGGACGCGAAGGAUAUCCUACAGACACCCGACAAGGCCCAAAUCCCCGUCAUUCACAUGAGAAAGAGACGGAGAUAUCGUGGACGUAGGUCGGGGUGCCUUGUAAGGAUCCGACGGCGAGCGAGUAAACUGCCUCUUCCAUCAACCCUAUUAGCCAAUGUUCAAUCAUUUGAAAAUAAGGUAGACGACCUAAGAUUACGGUUAUCCUACCAACGGGACAUUAAAAACUGUAAUAUCUUAUGUUUCACCGAGUCGUGGCUGAACGACGACAUUGAUAACAUACAGUUGGCGGGAUAUACGCUACAUCGUCAGGAUAGAACGUCUGACUCUGGUAACACAAGGGGUGGCAGUCUGUGUAUAUUUGUAAACAACAGCUGGUGCAAAAAAUCUAAUACUAAGGAAGUCUCAAAAUGUUGCUCGCCUGAGGUAGAGUAUCUCAUGAUAAGCUGUAGACCACACUGUUUACCAAGAGAGUUGUCUUCUAUAUUUUUAGUAGCUGUCUAUAUACCACCACAAACCAAUGCUGGCACUAAGACUGCACUCAAUGAGCUGUAUAAGGCCAUAAGUAAACAGGAAAACGCUCAUCCAGAGGCAGCGCUCCUAGUGGCCGGGGGACUUUAAUGCAGGGAAACUUAAAUCCGUUCUAUCUAAUUUCUACCAGCAUGUUAAAUGUGCAACCAGAGGAAAAAAAACUCUAGACCACCUUUACUCCACACACAGAGACGCAUACAAAGCUCUCCCUCAUCCUCCAUUUGGCAAAUCUGACCAUAACUCUAUCCUCCUGAUUCCUGCUUAUAAGCAAAAACUAAAGCAGGAAGCACCAGUGACUCGGUUAAUAACAAAGUGGUCAGAUGACGCAGAUGCUAAGCUACAGGACUGUUUUGCUAGCACAGAUAGCAUUGAGAUAGCAUUGAGGAGUACGCCACAUCAGUCACUGGCUUCAUCAAUAAGUGCAUCGAUGACGUCGUCCCCACAGUGACCGUACGUACAUACCCCAACCAGAAGCCAUGGAUUACAGGCAACAUCCGCACUGAGCUAAAGGCUAGAGCUGCCGCUUUCAAGGAGCGGGACUCUUACCCGGACGCUUAUAAGAAAUCCUGCUAUGCCCUUCGACGAAUCAUCAAACAGGCAAAGAGUCAAUACUGGACUAAGAUUGAAUCGUACUACACCGGCUCUGACGCUCGUCAGAUGUGGCAGGGCUUGAAAACUAUUACAGACUACAAAGGGAAGCACAGCCGCGAGCUGCCCAGUGACACAAGCCUACCAGAAAAGCUAAAUCACUUCUAUGCUCGCUUCGAGGCAAGCAACACUGAAGCAUGCAUGAGAGCAUCAGUUGUUCCGGAUGACUAUGUGAUCACGCUCUCCGUAGCCGAUGUGAGUAAGACUUUUAAGCAGGUCAACAUUCACAAGGCCGCAGGGCCAGACGGAUUACCAGGACGUGUACUCUGAGCAUGUGCUGACCAACUGGCAAGUGUCUUCACUGACAUUUUCAACAUGUCCCUGACUGAGUCUGUAAUACCAACAUGUUUCAAGCAGACCACCAUAGUCCCUGUGCCCAAGGACACUAAGAUAACCUGCCUAAAUGACUACCGACCCGUAGCACUCACGUCUGUAGCCAUGAAGUGCUUUGAAAGGCUGGUCAUGGCUCACAUCAACACCAUUAUCCCAGAAACCCUAGACCCACUCCAAUUUGCAUACCGCCCCAACAGAUCCACAGAUGAUGCAAUCUCUAUUGCACUCCACACUGCCCUUUCCCACCUGGACAAGAGGAACACCUACGUGAGAAUGCUAUUCAUUGACUACAGCUCAGUAUUCAACACCAUAGUGCCCUCAAAGCUCAUCACUAAGCUAAGGAUCUUGGGACUAAACACCUCCCUCUGCAACUGGAUCCUGGACUUCCUGACGGGCCGCCCCCAGGUGGUAAGGGUAGGUAACAACACAUCUGCCACACUGAUCCUCAACACGGGGGCCCCUCAGGGGUGCGUGCUCAGUCCCCUCCUGUACUCCCUGUUCACCCAUGACUGCAUGGCCAGGCACGACUCCAACACCAUCAUUAAGUUUGCCGACGACACAACAGUGGUAGGCCUGAUCACCGACAACGAUGAGACAGCCUAUAGGGAGGAGGUCAGAGACCUGGCCGUGUGGGGCCAGGAUAACAACCUCUCCCUCAACGUGACCAAGACAAAGGAGAUGAUUGUGGACUACAGGAAAAAAAAAAAGAGGACUGAGCACGCCCCCAUUCUCAUCGACGGGGCUGUAGUGGAACAGGUUGAGAGCUUCAAGUUCCUUGGUGUCCAAAUCACCAACGAACUAUCAUGGUCCAAACACACCAAGACAGUCGUGAAGAGGGCACGACAAAGCCUAUUCCCCCUCAGGAGACUGAAAAGAUUUGGCAUGGGUCCUCAGAUCCUCAAAAGAUUCUACAGCUGCACCAUCGAGAGCAUCCUGACUGGUUGCAUCACCGCCUGGUAUGGCAACUGCUUGCCUCCGACCGCAAGGCACUACAGAGGGUAGUGCGUACGGCCCAGUACAUCACUGGGGCCAAGCUUCCUGCCAUCCAGGACCUCUAUACCAGGCGGUGUCAGAGGAAGGCCCUCAAAAUUGUCAAAGACUCCAGCCACCCUAGUCAUAGACUGUUCUCUCUGCUACCGCACGGCAAGCGGUACCGAAGUGCCAAGUCUAGGUCCAAAAGACUUCUCAACAGCUUCUACCCCCAAGCCAUAAGAUUCCUGAACAGCUAAUCAUGGCUACCCAGACUAUUUGCACUGCCCCCCCCCCCCCCACCCCAUCUUUUUAUGCUGCUGCUACUCUGUUAAUUAUUUAUGCAUAGUCACUUUAACUCUACCGUACAUAUUACUUCAACUACCUCAACUAGCCGGGGCCCCCGCACAUUGACUCUGCACCGGUACCCCCCUGUAUAUAUAGCCUCCCUACUGUUAUUUUAUUUUACUUAUGCUCUUUUUUUCUCAACACUUUUUUGUUGUUGUUUUAUUUUAAUUUUUAAUAAAAAUAAAUGCACUGUUGGUUAAGGGCCGUAAGUAAGCAUUUCACUGUAAUGUCAGCACCUGUUGUAUUCGGCGCAUGUGGCCAAUAACAUUUGAUUUGAUUUGAUUUGAUUUAUACUAGAUCACCAGUAUCCGCACAUGUACCCUAAAAGGUACUGAACAGUAUGUGAGAUUAUACAGUAUGUCUACCUCUGAAGGUACAUGAUGUGUAUUUUAUUUAAAUAUUUUUCUACCCCUGGGAACAAUACUGUACCCUAACCGUACCCUUUUUUCUGAGAGCGUGGAUCACGCCCGGGAGGCAGCCCGGUUCCAAAACGAAUGCAAUCAAUGCUAACCCGGUUCAACCGGGGCAUUAAUCGAAACCCCUCACUGAGAGGAGAAUGAUAACCAUUGAGUGUUAUGCCUCAUUAUACCAUAUUAUUCCUUGUAAUUUCUGUCUUUAUAUUUGAGUUCCUCUGUACCCUCCCCUUAGACGGCAGUAAGGAGGCAGAACAGCUGCGGGAGGCGGUGCUGUUGGGGCGUGCCCGUGUGAAGGAGGCAGAGUUAGAGACUGAGCAGUGGGCGGAGCAGGGCAGGAGGCUGCAGAAGCAGACACAGGAUCAGACCCUGGAGAUCACCAAGCUGAAACAGGACAGGCAGAACAACCAGGAUGCCAUCAAAAGGUAGGAGGGGUGAGUGUGUGUGUGUGUGUGUGUGUGUGUUUGUGUGUGUUUAUAACUGUGUUAUGUGUACGUCCCCAGGUUGCAGCACGAGGUGAAUGUCUUGCAGCAGCAGGUGUGUGAGAGCCGUGGCCUCAUCCACUCUCUACAGUAUAAGCUGCAGAUAUAUCACAGAGUGUGUGGCGUCCCCAAGAAUACACAUACGGGUGAGGGGUCACACACAGGGGAGUCUGCGCCCUUUGACCCCAGGGACCUGCAUGUUCAGCUGGGGCAGCAGUUGACCUCUGCGACAUGCCCUCCUGGAGCGAGGAGACAGCUCUUCCACGGUGAGAGCGAGGGAGUGCUACACUGCAUUAAUUCUGGGAUACGGUUACCAUUGUUACCACAUAUUCUACUACAUUUAUUGGCACAACUAAGUGUUUGAAAUUGCACCCUAUUCCCUAUAUAGUGCACUACUUUUGCCCAGAGCCUAAGUAGUAGUGCACUAAAUAAGGAAUAGGGCGCCAUGCCAUUUGAGAUUUACCCUAACUCUAACACUGAUUCUCCACUCUUCCUCUCCUCCUCACAGACCCUGCUCUCUCUCCCCCAUGUCCGAGACACUGGACUCUUCAGCCCUGCUUCCCCUCUCUCCCCCACACUGGAACCCCAGGAGACUGACUCUGCUCUGGAGGGCCAAGCCCCAGACGGCUCUUUUGCAAACCGUAAUGGCCGCCACGCUGUGGGGCAUGUUGAUGACUUCCGUGCCCUACAGCAGCAGAUCCUGGAGGGACACGUCCUCAUCGGCAAGAUGGAGGUUGCCCUCCAGGACACUGCCAACCAAGCCCUGCUGGAGCUCAGCCUGCAUAAGGUGAGAGGUCUGGGGUAAUUUAGAGGUUAGAGGAGCAGCAGACAUUUUACAGAGUUAAUGAUGCUCGAGAGUAACUUUUAGAUCCUUGGUUUAAAUUCAAUAAACUCAUGCAUCAUCUUAGUAGUACUGUAUACAGUAUAUCUAGUUGAACUGAAAAUAUGUCACACUUUUGUAUUGUUAACCUGUGUUUUAGUUUUGUUUAGACGAACUGUCUCUGUGUAUGUCUCUUUCUCUGUGUGUCAGCCUGUGGAUCCUGGCUUGGUGAGGAGACUGCUGACUAGCACUAAGACCCUGCGGCAGAUCCUUGAGGAAGCCAGCUCCCUGCUCAGAAUGUUCUGGAGGGCAGCCCUGCCCAGUUGUGAUGGGUUCUCUCAGAGCACCAAGGUCAGAAACACAUACUCUUUAUAAAGCAUUCAUAAAGCAUUCAUAAUGCCUUCAUAUGCAUGACAUACAGAGACAAUGUCCACUGUUUGAUUGUAAGGGUUACGUUAAGGGGAUUUGCUUUUGCUGUUAGCGUAUUAUGUGUGUGAAGUCACUGAUCAUUGUUGAGAGUUUGUAUGCUUUAGGGGUGACUUUGUUAAUACAUUUGUGACGUCACUCCAGGUGGAAUCAGUGUAACCUCACUGCUCUUUACAGGUGUGUGUAGAUGUGUGAAAUGUGACGGUGUGUUUUUUGUCUAUCUGUGUGUGUCCAGGAGCUGUCUCUAAAGGAGGAGGUCCACACGCUGCGUCAGCGGAUCUCACAGCAGGAGGAGGCCCUAAGGGACGCCAUGGAGACACUGAAGAGCUCCAACCGCACCAAAGACAGCAUGGAACACUUCAUCGUCAGCCAACGUAAGUGACUCUCACUACUCUCCUCUCAGUUACUCGUGUUUUCUCUUCACCCACUAUUCACCACUCUUUACCUCUCCCCAACCCUCCUUUGUUUUCUUCUGUCUCACCCCCUCUCCUGUCUCACCCUAUUCCUUUCAUAUCUCUGCCUCAUAUGCACAGUCAUGUAUCUUCCUAUUUGUUUCAUUUCUCCCCCUCAUUCCUCCUCUCUCUCUCUCUCUCUCUCUCUCUCUCUCUCUCUCUCUCUCUCUCUCUUCUCUCUUCUCUCUCUCUCUCUCUCUCUCUCUCUCGCUCUCUCUCUCGCUCUCGCUCUUUCUUUCACUCUCUCUCUCUCUCUCUCUCUUUCACUCUCUCUCUCUCUCUCUCGCUCUCUCUCUCUUUCUUUCGCUUUCACUGCUUUCUCCCUCUGUCGUGACUCAACUCAUCUCUCUCUAACUCUUUCUUUCUCUCUCUGUCUCUUCAUCAUUGGAGGUCUUUCAUCAUCAUCUGCCCCUCAGCACAGACUCUGUAAAGGCGCAGUGAUAUGACUCACUGUGGUGUUUGUGUUUGCAUGUGCAUGUGUAUGUGUUGAAGUGAUGGGUGACAGUCACAGAUGAAUCAUAACUGUUUUGUUUCUGGUUGUUUACAGUGUCGAGAACAAAGGAUGUCUUGAAGAAGGCACGGACAAACUUAGAGGUGAGCUCGCUCUUUUUACAGGGUCUGGCUUAUUUCUUACUUCUUAUACCCUCUAUAAUGCUGUUAUUUUACUUCUUUCUAUGUUAUGCACUCUUUAGAAAAAUCACUGUUAGGUAUUCCAUCUGCUCUCCUCUUUCUCUAUCUCACCCGCCCUCCUCUCUCACCUCACAUGCACUCUAUCUCUGACUCUCUAUCUACCUCUGUCUCGCUCCCUCUCGCUCUACCUUGAGUUAUUCCAGGAGAACAAGCAGAGAAUGUCCUCCCUCGGCCUCACUUCUCCCCCCCCUUCCUCCUCCUCUUCGUCCUCUUCCUCCCGUCCCUGGGUUGGUAAAGGUACUGCUUCUUGGCUUGCCUUGCCUGUCAGUGAGCAUAUAUCAGCUUCCUGUAAUCCACCCUGCCUAUCUUUAACCACCAUCUAGAGGUCUUCAUGGAUCCACCUGUACCCGAAUACCCGAGACCCGAUCCGGGACACGAGCGGGUCCAGAUCUAGUAUUCUAAAUAAUGUCACGGGUCUGGGCAGGAUUUGUUAUGAUUGUCACGGGUAUCGGGUAUGUGUAAUUUUAACUGACUUGUCCGGAAGGGGCCAUAGAGAUCCGAACGUGACUGUUGCAGUGGAGAGAGAGAUAAAAAAAAAAAAAAAUGCUGCUGCUGUUGCUUUUCACGAGAGUGGCGCGUGUAGCUUGUUGUUAGCCAAUCAUAAGUCAUCAAAACGGCAAUAGGCUACAGACAUAGAGCUCACUAUGUGUGUGGCAAUAGUUAGGGGAUAUAUAAUCAAUGGAAGAUGGAAUUACAAUGAUAGAAUUAAAAGUUAAAGGAGAAGGAUAUGCUACAACAACCAAGAGCCAACAGGUAGGCUGCUACUUAAUAUUCUGAAUGGAGUUGUUGUUAUUUGUAACUGUAGGAUGAGAAAGCGCAUGCACUGCAGCCUGUUAGCCUAGUUAGCUAACAUUAGCUAGUUCUCCCGGUUUGAUGCAGUCAAGACAGGUACUACGUAAUCAUAUUUGAUGAUAGAUAACCUAGCUAUGGCAAUAAUUAGUCUACUAUAGUGCGAGUCUGCCUGGUUGGUUGCUGUCUCUCAUCUCUCGCUCCCUCCUCCCCACGUCACUCGCACACAGUACGGCCCCUCACAGCCUGCUAGAGUGGCCCCUCUCCCUCCUGCUCUCCUCCCUCCUCCCCACGUCACUCGCACACAGUACGGCCCCUCACAGCCUGCUAGAGUGGCCCCUCUCCCUCCUGCUCUCCUCCCUCCUCCCCACGUCACUCGCACACAGUACGGCCCCUCACAGCCUGCUAGAGUGGCCCCUCUCCCUCCUGCUCUCCUCCCUCCUCCCCACGUCACUCGCACACAGUACGGCCCCUCACAGCCUGCUAGAGCGGCCCCUCUCCCUCCUGCUCUCCUCCCUCCUCCCCACGUCACUCGCACACAGUACGGCCCCUCACAGCCUGCUAGAGCGGCCCCUCUCCCUCCUCUUGGGCUUUAUCAGCUCUGGUUACUAAAGUAGCUUAAAAAUGACUGUUCUGCUGCUUCCCUCACUCGGAUCGGAUCGGGUCUGGAUCCGACCAGGUCUAUAUACGAAACAGGUCUAUUUGUCCUCGGGUCUGUUUGGAAUAGGUCUCUAUAUUUAAAAAUAAACAUUUACGGGUCGGGUUGGGAAAGCCCCAGGUCCAUUUCAGUGAAGACCUCUACCACCAUCCUCUAACAGUAGAAUACCCCCACUGGCAUUAAACAGCAGUACAUGAUCCCCUCUUUGACACUUUCACUUAGUUCAUGUUUUUUAUUAAUACCAUUGUACAUAUAACAUCUUCUAACACCACCUUAUUGGGAUCAUAGUUGUUGUAGGCCUACCAUCAGCAGAUUUAAGUGAAACUACUUGAAUUUGCUAGUGUCUAAGUACGAGUGUAUUAAUAUAUCACUGGUUAGGAAAUAAAUAAUGUGAUUUUUUUUGGUAAUUUGGGUUACAAAUCUUUAAUGUAGUGUUUUCAUUGUCUUACUUCAGAUAGCGCAAUGACUCAGCAUGACAUAAGUCAUGACAUUACAUAGUAACAUGAAAUAUAAGUAUGCUGACCCUUCUUCCUCCUUUUGCCUCUUCCUCCCACUCAGGUGAAAAUCCAAGACGCUUCUGUGAGCUCGCCCAGUCUGCUGGUUGA
This is a messenger RNA of Coregonus sp. 'balchen', 29781 nucleotides long. Lineage: Eukaryota; Metazoa; Chordata; Actinopteri; Salmoniformes; Salmonidae. The record is from the annotation of a GenBank genome assembly.